Messenger RNA from Ochotona curzoniae (black-lipped pika), 2337 nucleotides. RefSeq names its product GH3 domain-containing protein-like. The transcript has 9 exons. Gene Ontology annotation, molecular function: acid-amino acid ligase activity. The record is from RefSeq and is a predicted model, not a curated record. NCBI's taxonomy places the organism in Eukaryota, Metazoa, Chordata, Mammalia, Lagomorpha, Ochotonidae. The coding region runs from base 355 to 1980 and encodes 541 amino acids. Gene Ontology annotation, cellular component: cytoplasm.
UUUAAAGCCCCGGCUCCAUCUUCCCGGCUGGUGUCCUGAUUCCUGAGGCACUGUACAGGGGGGCCCUGGGAACUGACAGUGGGCAGAAGUGGACUGUGACAGGUGCACAAGGGCACAGAGCUGCCAUCCAGGGCUCAGGCGGGACGAACAGCUGGGACAGACAGGGUGGAUGCUGAGAGAACGCAAACUCACUGGCAGCGGCCACUUUGUGCCAGGCCUGUGCUGAGCCAUUUCUGUUUCUUCUGGGAGAGAAAUUGGGAUUCCUGUUUUACAGAUCAGGCCUAACCUGACUGCCCGGGGCCACGCAGCCAGCAAGCCGCAGAGGCAGGAUCUGAAUUCAGGAGCUGCUUGGAGAUGCUGCUGUGGCUGCUGUGGCUGCUGUGGCUGCUGUUGCCCCUGUCCCUCCUGCUCCUGCUCCUCCUGCUGCUGCCUCCUGCCACACUGGUGCAGCGGGGCUCCCAGAAGGCCAGGCUGUCCUGGCUUGCUGACCUCCAGUACCGAGUGGCCCGCUGCGGCCUGGGCUGGGCAGCAGCCUGGCAGCAGCGGAGACUAGAACAGAGCACGUGGCACGUGAGCCAGAGCCAGCAGCAGGCUCUCACCUGGUGUCUGCAGGGUGCCCGGGGUCCCCGCUGGCCCUGCGCAGGGAGCACAGAUGUGAACACCUUCCGGAAUCGCCUCCCUCUGACUCAGGCCAACCAGGCCCAGGAAGAAGAACAUGGAGGGCAGCUCCUGUCCCCUCCCGCAAAGCAGUGUUGUGGUGGGAUCUCGCUGCAGGCCACUUUGCUGGGUCUCAGGGCGCUGGACAAGGCCUACCCCGGUGUGCUGGCUCCAGGAAGCACAGCCUGCGUGACUCCCACGUCCCCUUGGCCCAGUGCCCUCCCAUGGCCAGGCCAUGCCCUGGGCCUGCCUAACACCCCUGCAACCCAGGACUCCCAAGCUUUGCUAUUGGAGGCACUAAGGUCCCCAGAGCUGAGAGCGCUGGAGGCCAGCACAGCCACUGAACUCCUGGAUGUCUUCCUGGGCUUGGAGGCAGACAGCACAGAGCUGGUGGCCACCCUUGCAGCCGGAGACCCCGGCAUUGCUCUCCCGGAAAGGGCAGCGGCGCUGAGCGAGGCCCUGGAGCAAGGACCCCAGGGCCUGGCCCGCCGGCUAUGGCCACAACUGCAGGUGGUGGUGACGCUGGAUGCAGGAGGCCAAGCUGAGGCUAUGGCCGCGCUCGGGGCCUUAUGGUGCCAGGGGCUCAACUUCUUCUCUCCUGCUUACGUGGGCUCUGGAGGGGUGCUGGGCCUCAACCUCUGGCCAGAGCAGUCCCCAGGCCUCUACCUCCUUCCCCCUGGGGUCCCCUUCAUUGAGCUGCUCCCAGUCCCAGAGGGAGCCCAGGAGGAGGCUGGCCACACCAUCUUCCUGGCUGAGGCUCAGAAGGGCAAAGAGUAUGAGCUGGUACUGACUGAUCACACCAGCCUCAUCAGGUGUCGCCAGGGUGAUGUGGUGCAUGUGGUUGGGGCCUACAACCACUGUCCAGUCGUCAAGUUCACGGGCAGGCUGGGCCAGGCCCUGAGCGUACGAGGCGAAGAUACCAGCGAACAUGUCUUCUCGGAGGCCCUGGCCCGGGCGGUGGGGCAAUGGCCAGGGGCCAAACUCGUGGAGCACGGUUGUGUGGAGAGCAGCAUUCUGGACUCCUGCGAAGGCUCUGCUCCCCACUAUGAGAUCUUCGUGGAGCUCAGGGGACUGAGGAACCUGUCGGAGGAGAAUCGGGACAAGCUCGAUCACUGCCUUCAAGAAGUCUCCCCCCAUUACAAGUCCCUGCGAUUCCGGGGCAGCGUGGGGCCUGCCCGAGUCCACCUGGUGGGAGCUGGGACCUUCAAAGCCCUCCGAGCAGCCCUUGGGGCCUGCCCUUCAUCUCCUUACCCCCCAGAGAUGCCCAGGGUCCUUAGGCACAAGCACCUGGCCCAAUUCCUACAAAGGAGGGUGGUGUCCUGAGCCAGGGCCUGCCCCACUGCCAGGCUCCCUGCUUCUCCCCAGUGGGGGUCUCUCAGCAUGGGGAUCCUUGGCCAGUGCUGGAGGCAGGCAGCCAGGAAGAGUAGACCCCAGUUCAUGGCCACUGGAGACCCCUGGGGGAGAGCUCCCUAUGUCUCCCAGCCCAGGGAGUGUUCUCGGACCUGUGCUCUGGAUGGGCUGGGUGGACUCCAGAGGAACCCUCAGCUGACAAGGCAGAUGGGCAAGGAAGAAAACCAUCACGGACCCUGGCUGUUCCACGUGGCCCCUCCUGCCUCGGCCAUGGCCUUCUCCCUAAAGCAUCCCUCCCCACCUCCCGAUGUCUCCCAAAUAAACCUCUGG